Messenger RNA from Saccostrea cuccullata (small rock oyster), 1223 nucleotides. RefSeq lists its product as uncharacterized. Bases 92 to 1165 code for a protein of 357 amino acids. The transcript has 8 exons. NCBI's taxonomy places the organism in Eukaryota, Metazoa, Mollusca, Bivalvia, Ostreida, Ostreidae. The record is from RefSeq and is a predicted model, not a curated record.
GAUCUAUAUUUUACUUGCAGUCCUUCUUUUUGGAUGUUUCACUAAUAAUCCCCUGGCUUUUAAUGCAGAAUUGACAGUUGUCAGCUGCACGAUGGACACGCUUGUUGUCAGGGUAACAAACGCCUCAAGCACUGGGGUCAUCUACGUUCUUGGUCAAGGCGACGCUUGUCGACUAGAAACCUCUCCACAUAAAGUUUUGUACCAGUUUGAUUUCGCCCUAUGUGGCAUAUCUUGGCAACUGGUCCUGCGGAUCAUUAUACAGAAGGAGAAGAACUACCAGACAGGGGCGGACAAGAAGAUCCCGGUGUUGUGCGUGGCCGAUACCAGUGACAUCGUGGCAUCCAACCUACUGGGCGCUGACACAGUUGACAGCGCCGGUCUCAAUGUCACAGUGCGUCCAAGCGCCGGAAUGAAAUUCUUCAAGGCCGUGUCGGGGGUGGAGGUCAGCGGACACGAGGUCAAACUAUCGGACCGUGUAUUUAUGACCUUGAAAUUAGAUGCUGAGUACCAAGAUGACUUCGACAUCAAGGCGAAGUACUGCGCGGCCGGAAGUAUCGUCAUAAUUGACAACUUCUGCUCUAUUGAUCCGAGCCUUUUCCCGAACUUCUGGAGAAUGAGGCGGGGUUUUCUAAUCUCCGAGUUCGGAGCCUUUCGGGAGACAUCGUUACAAGGUGGGGUAGUCACAAUGAACUUCACGUGUGUUCUGGAACUGUGCAAAGACUACUGCAAUCCGUCAUUAUGUGGUGAUGUGUACGAUGGGUGGGGUCGAAAAAGACGGGAAACAAAAGAAGCAGGAAGUCAUCUGGGAUACAUUAUUACUUCCGGUUCAUCACGUGACUACCAGCGCAGCCGGAAGAAGAGACAAUCAAGACGCAAAGAUGACGAUAUCGACGUCGGGGCAAGAAUUGAUAUCGUGGACAAAUACUCCAGGAUAAAGGUUAUAACCAAUGAUGAUUUCUGCUGGCAGAUCUCUUCCUUCGUUUUCCUUAACGUCGGGCUCGGGCUGUGUUUAUUGGCUACCUCUGGCGGAUGUAUGUACCUCAGCUUCCGCAUAUCAGUUUACAAGAACAUCAUACAGAACCUCAAAGCCAGUAUGAAUGGAUUUUCGGCACGUGAUGUGUUGGAUCUAAAACGAGGUCAUAGCAUUCGGGGGAAUAAAUGUUGAGGCUAAGAAAGAUAAAGUUUUCAUUUCUUGAUCAAAAAUUUCUCUUCGUUUUCUGCUU